UGCCUGAUUAAAUGGAGCAGUGGUGAUGAAGGCGAGCAGAGCUCCGACUGUGAGACAAACUGAAGGAUGGCGAUGCUGCUGCAGCCUCUGUGGACCUUCGUGCUGGGACACGCCCCCCUCCUGCGCUCGCCCUUCUUCCCCGUGCUCUUCUCGCUCUGCGUCUACCUGUCCUUCUGCCUGCCCUUCCUGCUGCUGGACGCGCUGUCCACCAGGUGGGCGUGGGUGCUCAGGUACAAGCUGCAGCCUCAGAGCUCCGUCAGCUGGUCGUCGGUGCGGCGCUGCCUGGCUCUGACGCUCUACAACCACCUGGUCUUCAUCUUCCCGCUCACCGUGCUGCACUGGUACCUGAGGCCGGUGCACCUGACCGAGGAGGCCCCGCCCCUUCCGCGCCUGCUGGCUCAGGUGCUCGUGUGCCUGCUGCUCUUUGACUUCCAGAGCUUCGCCUGGCACCUGCUGCACCACGGAGUGCCCUGGCUCUACCGCACCUUCCACAAGGUGCACCACACCUACACCUCCACCUCCGCCCUCACCGCCGAGUACUCGGGCACCUGGGAGACCCUCAGCCUGGGCCUGUUCGCUGCCGCCAACCCCCUCCUGCUGGGCUGCCACCCGCUCACCGAGCUCGCCUUCUUCGUGGUCAACAUCUGGCUGUCGGUGGAGGAUCACUGCGGCUACGACCUGCCGUGGGCCACGCACCGCCUGGUGCCGCUGGUGUACGGCGGGGCGCGCCACCACGACCUUCACCACCUCAAGUCCAAGUGCAACUUUGCGCCGUACUUCACCCACUGGGACCGCCUGGCCGGGACGCUGCAGACGCAGGACUGAGCCGCCGUGAUGGCGAGGAGCUGAUGUAGAGACGUUUUCUAUUUAUUUAUUUAUUCCUGUUUUUAUUUAUU
Maylandia zebra (zebra mbuna) is the source of this 896-nucleotide messenger RNA. Its product is annotated as cholesterol 25-hydroxylase-like protein. Gene Ontology annotation, molecular function: oxidoreductase activity; iron ion binding. The record is from RefSeq and is a predicted model, not a curated record. NCBI's taxonomy places the organism in Eukaryota, Metazoa, Chordata, Actinopteri, Cichliformes, Cichlidae. Gene Ontology annotation, biological process: lipid biosynthetic process.